Molecule: messenger RNA, 1016 nt
Organism: Oryctolagus cuniculus (rabbit)
Lineage: Eukaryota; Metazoa; Chordata; Mammalia; Lagomorpha; Leporidae
Source: RefSeq, a predicted model, not a curated record
GAGCGGAGAGGAGGAAGAUGGCGGCGGCAAGCUUCCCCACCCCGCUGUAUGGCCACGUGGGUCACGGGGCCUUUAGCGACGUGUACGAGCCCGCGGAGGACACAUUCCUGCUGCUGGAUGCGCUCGAGGCGGCUGCAGCCGAGCUGGCGCGAAUUAAGCAGGGGCUGGCACUAUGAGCAGUGGAUGAGGCUGCCGCCUGUAGUGCCAAGAUCACAUGUGGGCACUGGUUCCAGUCCUGGCUACUCCACUUCCAAUCCAGCUCUCUGUGUGGAAAUAUGCCUGGAAGUAGGGUCCGGGUCUGGUGUGGUGUCUGCAUUCCUGGCCUCUCUGAUAGGUCCUCAGGCUCUGUACAUGUGCACUGACAUCAACCCUGAGGCAGCAGCUUGUACACUGGAGACAGCACGUUGUAACCAAGUUCAUAUUCAACCAAUAAUUACAGAUUUGGUCAAAGGCUUGCUACCGAGAUUGAAGGGAAAAGUUGAUCUCCUAGUAUUUAAUCCUCCCUAUGUGGUGACUCCACCCGAAGAGGUAGGAAGUCAUGGAAUACAGGCAGCAUGGGCUGGUGGCAGAAAUGGCCGAGAAGUCAUGGACAGAGUUUUCCCCCUAGUUACAGAGCUGCUGUCCCCAAGAGGAUUAUUCUACUUGGUUACCAUAAAAGAAAAUAAUCCAGAAGAAAUUUUGGAAACUAUGAGGAUAAAAGGUCUGCAUGGGACCACUGCACUCUCCAGGCAAGCAGGCCAAGAAAUCCUUUCAGUGCUCAAGUUCACCAAGUCCUGAUACACCUGUGUGAUGAAAACUCCUGGAAGCUGAAUGUGUUCUGUGUAUUUUGAAACUGAAGCUAUUCCUUGGUUAAUAAGGAAUUUUAUCAGAAAUUUGUCAUGAAUAAAAAGGUAGAAAGGUGGGGCAUUCCUUUUGAUCAGGGACUCAGGCCUGCAGAAAUGUUUACACAGAUGCAAGUGAGUAUGUAUAUUAUAUUUAUAAUUUGUAUCUUACAUAUAAAAGUUAUUUUUAUAUGA